Molecule: messenger RNA, 1217 nt
Organism: Schizophyllum commune H4-8
Lineage: Eukaryota; Fungi; Basidiomycota; Agaricomycetes; Agaricales; Schizophyllaceae
Exons: 3
Coding region: 317-814 (165 amino acids)
Source: RefSeq, a predicted model, not a curated record
UCCCAGACGAUGUAAUAAUCCUCGUAACGUCUUGAAACUCUGAAGUCUAGCCGAUAGCCGAUACGACGCGUCUCGCUAUGUGGGCCUGUGAUGCAGGAUCCAGACGCCGUGGGGGGCGAGGGCGCGUUGUAGCAUUGCCUGUUGCCGCCAUCGUGGUUGACGCCUCCGUCGAGCUCAGUUGUCCUCAUCGAGCGCGGUGCUCUCUCAUCGAGCUCAGUACUCCCCCAUCGAGUUCAGUCCUCCCUUCAAGCUCAGUCUUUCUUACCUGGAAGCCCUUCACCGCGCUUCAUAGCCCUCCUCACACUCCUCCCUCACCAUGCAAUCCGACCCCUUCGACGCAUUCCUCUUCCGCAAGAUGAUGCUCAUGCGCGUAGUCACCGUCGGCCUCGCCGCCGCGGGUGGCGCGUACUACUUUAUGGGGCAGAGAGGGGGUAAUGGGCCCACACAGAGACCUGACGGUUGCUGCGAAUGCCACGAGUGCAUGGCGCGCGCUGCGGGUCGGGCGGGGGGCGCGCUCGUGCUGGCGACCGCCGAGGACGAUGAGGAUGAAGACGAGCGAGAUGAGCGUGAGGGCCGCGAGGUGGCGAUCCACGGGAAGGACUACCACGAUCGCUCUGUCGAAUACCCCACUCGCUCCUCCACCCACAAUGAUCGCCAAGUUGACUACCCCGACCGCUCAGUCACCCGCCGUUCCUCCCGACAUACCACUCCCCACACCUACACUCCCCACAGCCUCUUAGACGACGCCGACCACCUCGUACCCCUCCUUCAGUCAGCCGCCGUUGCUCUGUGGCCGAGCAUAUCGCGAAGCUGAUUCUGGCGCGCCUGGAUCCGAGUGCGAGCGGGUCGGUCUUGCCGAGUGUUUCUGCGCCGAAUAAAUCCUCAAGUGGAGGUCCUUCAUUGGGAGGUGCAUCGAGUCUACCAACGGGAGGCGCUUCAAGUGGGGGCGGUGCUGAGAGCUGGGGUCCUCCUUCGCGGGGACGAGGUCCAUGGGCUUGGAUGGCAGGGGCGGCAGCUUCCGCCUCUCAGGAAGGCGCGGCGCGGUGUGGUCGUCCUCUUCCGCCUUGGCGUCGACAUCAGCAUUGAGGAUGGGAAGGAAGGUGUACCCUGCUUGCUCCGAGUCAAGAUUCAUUUCCUGUCGCCAUAUUCGUCUCACCGCUACAUAUUGUGCUCUUCACCUGUAUCUUAGUUUGCUAUCCAACAUAUUCACUCAAAGG